Messenger RNA from Beauveria bassiana ARSEF 2860, 549 nucleotides. RefSeq lists its product as uncharacterized. Gene Ontology annotation, biological process: protein folding in endoplasmic reticulum. NCBI's taxonomy places the organism in Eukaryota, Fungi, Ascomycota, Sordariomycetes, Hypocreales, Cordycipitaceae. The record is from RefSeq and is a predicted model, not a curated record. The transcript is spliced from 3 exons. The coding region runs from base 1 to 549 and encodes 182 amino acids. Gene Ontology annotation, cellular component: EMC complex.
AUGACCUCAAAAGCCUCUACCGUCCCCCAAUGGGUCCAGCAGCUGCAGUCGCCCCCAGCCGCAAAGUCCAAGGCACCGGGCAUCGUUGACCCGCCAGGCUUCGCUGGUUCUGGUGGCAACAAGAAGCAAAAGGAUUCCAAAACUACGCCACGAAAGCCCCCGACACACGAUGAAAUGGACACCCUCAAGCUGAAGAAGGCUUGGGAGGUUGCGCUAGCGCCUGUCAAGUCUCUGCCCAUGACGUUGAUCAUGAUGUACAUGUCCGGCAACUCUCUACAGAUAUUCAGCAUCAUGAUGGUCUUUAUGGCCUUCAAGAACCCCAUCAUGGGCCUUGCCAAUACCAAUCAGGCCUUUGAGCGCUUUCAGACCGAGACCAACUCUAGCAAGAUUCUUCAGACCAAGUUUGUGUAUGUGGUUAUGCAGCUUGCCGCGCUGGGGGUGGGUAUCUGGAAAAUAAACGGGAUGGGUCUUUUGCCAACAACACGCUCAGACUGGUUGAUGUGGGAGGCUCAAAGAGAGGCCGUGGAGCACGCUAUUCCGGCUCUAUAA